Messenger RNA from Mastomys coucha (southern multimammate mouse), 8977 nucleotides. RefSeq names its product inositol polyphosphate-4-phosphatase type II B (gene Inpp4b). NCBI's taxonomy places the organism in Eukaryota, Metazoa, Chordata, Mammalia, Rodentia, Muridae. Gene Ontology annotation, molecular function: phosphatidylinositol-3,4-bisphosphate 4-phosphatase activity. Gene Ontology annotation, cellular component: cytoplasm. The coding region runs from base 731 to 3616 and encodes 961 amino acids. The record is from RefSeq and is a predicted model, not a curated record. The transcript has 26 exons.
UCAUAAUAUAUUGUUGUGCCAAAGAAACCGAGUAUGGCCGAGCUGCUGUAGUAGACCUUGUGUUAGCAACUAUCCAUAGACAUGCUUUUAAUUAUGCACUCAAGUACUUUUUCUAGCCUUACAUAUUUCAGCUCUGCAAAUUGUCAUAAAGUGUAAUAAAAGCACGGAUUGUAAAUGACAAGAGUCAUUGUAGGUGUCUGUAAAAAUUGUCAUAAAAGUAAAGGACAGCCCAGAUUUUCAUGUUACUUAACUGUUCCAACUCCAUUUAGCUUAGAAUCUUAGGAGGCACAUGGUCAUGUGGAUUCUCCUUUUGAAUGGUAGUGAUGUAACAAAGAGAUUGGCUUCUAUUAGUCUUCUGAGGAAGGAAGGAAGGGUGGACUCAGACUUCAAGACGCCUCGAGACAAGACAUAGGAGAACUGACGACAAGGCAUUUUGAUGACUUGAUCCCGCUGCAUGUACCUUGCGGUGAUGUCUGCCUCAGAGCCCUAAAACCAAUGAAACAAUAAUCAAAGAUCCAAGGUAUUGAGGAAUACAACAUAUAUCAGAAUUUCACAGUGGAAUAUUAGAUCGUUAAUGUGAAGAUACGCCAACAUUAAACCUGAACUCAUUAUCUGGUACCAUUUGAAAAAGACACCGUGGAGAAUAAGUCAGUUGUGAGGUGGAUCAUGGAAAUCAAAGAGGAAGGAACAUCAGAAGAAGGCCAGCAUUUUCUUCCCGCAGCUCAGGCAAAUGACCCUGAGGACAUUCGGUUUACCAGCAUUCAGAAGAUUCCCAAUGAGCCACAGUUGGAAUUCAUUCUUGGAAAAGAAGACAAUGAGAUCUGUUGCCAGUGCUCAUAAUAUGAGAAUGUACAGAACUGUGCCUAGCAUGACAAGCUGCUCAAGAAAAGCAGGCUCAUCUAUUAAAAAACUUAGACACAUAGAAGGACUUUCAUUAACCUGUAUGCCAAGGUCAUUCACUCCUUCCUGCAGGGAUCUUGUGGCUCCUGUCAGUGAUCGGAAACUGAAUACAGUAGUACAGAUCUCAGUAAUCCACCCGGUGGAGCAGACCCUGACGAGGUACUCCAGCACAGAAAUUGUGGAGGGAACAAAAGACCCAGUGUUCCUGACUGGUGUCACAUUCCCAUCCGACUACCCCAUCUAUGAAGAGACCAGAAUAAAACUGACAGUCUACGAUGUCAAGGAUAAGUCUCAUAAUACGAUUCGAACCAGUGUCCUUCCGGAACACAAGGAUCCCCCGCCAGAAGUUGCGAGAAGUUUCCUGGGCUGUGCCAGUUUUAAAGUUGAGGAGCUGCUGAAGUCCAAGGAGCAAGUGCUGGCCCUGAGCCUGAGAACCUCAGAUGGUGGCAAAGUGGUCGGCACCAUAGAAGUCAGCCUUGUGAAGAUGGGAGAGAUUGAGGAUGGGGACACUGACCACAUCACAACAGAUGUGCAGGGACAAAAGUGUGCACUAGUAUAUGAAUCCACAGCACCAGAAAGUCUGAGCGGGAAGGAAAACCUCCCUUUUAUGAAUGCAGUGUUAAGGAAUCCUGUGUGUAAACUAUAUAGAUUCCCCACAUCUGACAAUAAGUGGAUGCGAAUCCGUGAGCAGAUGUCAGAAAGCAUCCUUUCUUUCCAUAUUCCUAAGGAAUUGAUUUCCCUUCACAUAAAAGAAGACUUAUGCAGAAACCAGGAGUUAAAAGAACUUGGUGACCUUUCCCCACACUGGGACAACCUACGGAAAAAUGUCCUUUCUCACUGUGAUCAAAUGGUGACUAUGUACCAAGACAUUCUGACAGAACUCUCCAAGGAAACAGAGUCCUCUUUUAAAUCCAGCAGCAGCAAAGGAGAGAAAACAUUAGAAUUUGUUCCAAUAAAUCUACACUUGCAACGGAUGCAGGUGCACAGCCCUCACCUGAAAGAUGCUCUCUAUGAUGUCAUCACUGUGGGGGCCCCAGCUGCCCAUUAUCAGGGAUUCAAGAAUGGUGGUCUUCGUAAACUACUUCAUAGAUUUGAGACAGAGAGAAGGAACACCGGCUACCAGUUUAUUUACUAUUCACCCGAGAACACAGCGAAGGCGAGGGAAGUUCUCAGUAGCAUCAAUCAGCUGCAACCUCUCAUCGCGACUCAUGCAGACCUGCUGCUAAACUCAGCCAGCCAGCGUUCUCCAGACAGCCUGAAGAGCUCUUUAAAGCUGCUUUCAGAAAAAACUGAGCUUUUUGUCCAUGCCUUCAAGGAUCAGCUGGUCAGAAGUGCUCUCUUAGCUCUCUACACGGCAAGGCCAGGAGGCAUCCUCAAGAAGACACCCUCUCCUAAGGUCAGCACAGAGGAGAAAAGUACCCAGCAGGAUACCCCACAGCUUAGAAGACAAGACUCCAUACCACACCAUUCUGACUAUGAUGAUGAAGAGUGGGAUAGGGUGUGGGCCAACAUGGGAAAGAGCCUGAACUGCAUUAUCGCUAAAGUAGACAAACUGAUUGAGAGAGACAGUCACAACAAUGAAGAAGGUGCUGGAAGCAGCAAUAGCAAGGAUGGAGAGGAGGACCCUACCAUGGAAGAUUCCAUCACAUCUCUCCCAAGGGAGGACUGGUAUGAACAGCUGCACCCACUCAUUCUUACCUUGAAGGAGUGCAUGGGAGAAGUGGUGAGCCGAGCAAAACAAUCCCUGACAUUUGUACUGCUUCAGGAACUAGCCUAUAGUCUGCCCCAGUGUCUGAUGCUGACUCUGAGAAGAGACAUCGUCUUCAGUCAGGCGCUUGCUGGAUUGGUUUGUGGUUUUAUCAUCAAAUUACAUACAAGUUUGCAUGACCCUGGCUUCCUACAGCAACUUCACACAGUGGGCUUGAUAGUACAGUAUGAAGGGCUGCUAAGUACUUACAGUGAUGAAAUUGGAAUGCUGGAGGACAUGGCUGUUGGAAUUUCAGAUUUGAGGAAGGUUGCAUUUAAAAUAACUGAAGCCACAUCCAACGAUGUUCUCCCUGUUCUCACAGGAAGGCGUGAACACUAUGUGGUGGAGGUCAAGCUUCCAGCUACAGUAUUUGAGUCGCUCCCUCUGCAGAUUAAAGAAGGCCAGUUGCUUCACGUGUAUCCUGUUCUGUUUAAUGUUGGAAUCAAUGAGCAGCAGACUCUGGCUGAGAGGUUUGGAGAUGUUUCUUUGCAAGAAAGUAUUAAUCAAGAAAAUUUUGAACUUGUACAAGAAUAUUAUUCAAUAUUUAUGGAAAAGAUGCCUCCUGAUUAUAUUUCACAUUUUCAAGAACAAAAUGAUUUAAAAGGACUGUUGGACAAUCUCCACCAUAAUAUUCAAGCCAAAAAAAGAAAAAAUGUAGAAAUCAUGUGGCUGGCAGCAACGAUUUGUCGGAAACUCAAUGGCAUUCGUUUUACCUGCUGUAAAAGCGCCAAAGACAGGACAUCAAUGUCAGUGACACUGGAACAGUGUUCCAUCCUGAGAGACGAGCACCAACUGCACAAAGACUUUUUCAUCAGAGCAUUAGAUUGCAUGAGAAGAGAAGGAUGCCGCAUAGAGAAUGUCUGGAAGAAUAUCAAGUGCAGGAGGUAUGCUUUCAACAUGAUACAGCUGAUGGCUUUCCCCAAGUGCUACAGGCCUCCAGAAGGCACUUACGGAAAAGCUGACACCUAAGUGUACCCACAUGGAGGCAAACAGGAACACAAAUACAUUGGGCUUUGAAGAUCUCCACCUCUGUCAUUUUUAUUUUUUAUCAUUAUGAAUUUGUGGGGUGAGACGCUCAUGGGUGUUGCUCACAAGAAGACCGAUAAAUUAAUCAGAAAGCGACCCAGAUCUGAAGCCUUACCAGCACUUCCAUGUCCCGCCUAUCUGUUCUCCUUUGAGUUAACACACCUCACUGGUUGAGGUUAGUUGAGAAAGUGCAAUUCCAUUUGCAGGGUAUUUAAUAAAACAUGUCCUGAGGAAACAAGGUUGCUCCCAUGGUGCCAGUGGUGACUCAGAGAAUGCUACACUCCACCUAACAAGUAAAGGCUCAUGUGAUGCUGCUUUAGAGUCUUGACUACAGACAGCCUCACAGUUCAGCUUACUGGUGUUUAUAAAAUACGUGUGUGUAUAGUAAAUGCAAUUAGGGGAUGGUAAACCAUGCCCUUGAUUACUGGCAUGGUUUGCAGAUAUGUUUGAACAAAUCUUUGUCAUCCAGUUCAGAUGUGAUUCCACUUUCUAAGCUGGUAGAUGAAAGUGUGACCAGAGUCAUGAUGUACAACACAAAACUAUGGCUCUUCACAAAACUCUGAUGUGGAUAACCCACCUAGACACAGCAAUGUAGAGCCUUUAAUGGUAUACUGGGAAAACACUUUAAGGCACUAAAGUUGCAAAGAAAUUUAAGGAUAGUGCCUGCUGAUGACCUAAAUGCAAAUCUCCAGCAACUUGAAAUUCACUUGGAAAUAUUCAUAGAUGUGAGAGAUGGAGGGAAGGAGGGAAGGAGGGAGGGAGGGAUGGAGGGAGGGAGGGAGAAAGAGAGAGAGAGAGAGAGAGAGAGAGAGAGAGAGAGAGAGAGAGAGAGAAAUCUUUGAGAUAUUCCCUGGGAGUCCUCUUAAGUGUGUGAGUUUGCUUUCUAUCAUAGGUCAAUAUAUGUGAAGUGGAGAGCCCUAAAACAUGUGUGCAGCCAUAAACAGUAAUAAAUUAAUACAGUACCUGUCAGCUAAUCUGGAUUUCAUAUUUGUCCUUACAGUAAAAUAACACCAAAUGUAAAAUUACUAAUAUUCCAAGUUAGUCGUUUCCUUGGAGACCAUGUUGCAUGAGACCACCAUGCCAAAAAAGCAAAUAAAUUAAGGCAGUGUACUUGGUGACUACAGAAUAGCAAUCUCAGCCACCCUUGCCAUCUCGCUCUUCAAACUUCCUAACCUACAGUUUCCUUCUUCUCCAGAUUGCUAUGCUAACUAUGUAUGAAAGUUGACAGAGGAGAGUCAAAUAGAAAUUAGAAUUUUUCACUGAAUUAGCAUUCAGAUUAAAGUGAUAUGAAACAAAUUGUAUUCUUCUCUUUCUCCAAGCACAUAUCUAUCUCCCCAGAACAUGCUAGAGGCUUCUUACACUGAUAGCUCUCAGCUUUGACUUUAUUCGUAGGGUAGCAUCAUAGCCAUUUGUCUAAAAGGCUCCCUCCUUCAAGUAGACAUCUAGUCUCAGGAUGAGUUUUCCAAGAGACUGAAAACAGAAGAUAACCCUCAGAGGCUUCUCACGGUGGAAAUAUCCAUUCUUUUUAAAGCUAAUGACCUAUGGCUUUCACCAAACUAUUUAUAUAUGAAAUUAUCUUAGUGUUCUCAGACCUCUUCUCGAUGUCAGUAAUUUAAUACAAUGUUUGUAGUUAUUCUGUUUGUAUCAAGGUGGCAGGAUUUGUGGCUAUUUUUGUUACUGUACUGAGUUUAAGAUAAACUGAGUUGCAACCUCAGAGGUUUUGUGUCUAUCCCUGAGCUUUUUUUAGUAUUUCAAGUAGGGAUAUUCAGUUCAGGACAUCUUAUAUAAGUUUUAGGUCAUAAACAUUUUAUAAACAACAGUUCAUGCUUAUAUAUUUUUAUAAAUUAACCAUCUUGAUUCAAAUAUGGUAAAUAUUUAUUAACUGGAAAGCCAGUAUUAGGGUUUUCCAGUUAUGCCUGACAUUUCAUAGGAUAUUUUUUCUUUGUCAAUAAAUGCUUAUGUAGAAAUAUCAAAGGUCAACCUCUAUAAUUCACAGAUGCACAGUAAUGACGUUUUAUUCAUUGACAGCAGCCCCAUUUCUUAUGGGAAUUGUACGUAUAUACAUCAUUUCCACAGAGAAUUUUAACAAGAAAAUUCCUAUUUCCUAAGUGUGACUGCUCUUCUCUAAAUGCACUCAGGCAACCAGACCAUGACUCAUCAUUACCAAGACUUUUCAGAACCAAACAGUAAAUGAAACAUUUAAAAAAUCUCUCUUGCAUAAACACAGCUGUAGUCAUGUGGCUCUAUCAGCUGUCUCAAACAUGCUUUCAUUUAAGAACUAUACCAGCAGGCAGAUCUGAGGAGAAUACAUAGAGUCAAACAAUUUAUCAAGAAAAUGGCAUAUCCAAACAAUGAACUGUUUUUUUUUUCAUUCUUUCUCAAAAAAAAAAUAUGUUUUUCUCCUUAUCAAAAUCAGGUAUCAAUAUAUCAAUUCUGGUUUAACUACUGACAGAGCAAUCAGAGAACUAUAUUAAAAGCAAAAAAAAAAAAAAAUAAUGAGAAGAAUAAGAAGAAGAACACACCCAUGAUUAUAAUCCAAAGGUCUAGAGUGUGGGUGUAUUCUCAGGACAACUAAAUGUCCACUUCAAACAUUUGAUUGAAAAAGAAGUACAUUUGUGUGCAGUGGCUCACUGAGUUUCCACCUCUACUUUUCUUCCUAAAUAUUGCCUUGAACUUUGCCACACACUGCUAACAUUUUGGUCAGUCUGGUAAUCCAGUAGGGCCAUAAAAACUAUAUGAUGUAGCUGAUGAAGUCUUUAAAACCAGCCCCUCCCCAGCCAUGCAAUACUCUCUAUGGCCACUAGGCAUGCAUGAAACCAUUGCUUAGGACAAACAGUGCUGCCUGGAAAGCCAGCCCAGACUGGGCCAUGCAGCCCCUCCCCACUGCUUUUCACACAUUAAGUGAUUUUUAUAAAAUAGGGUUCAGAAUGGUAAAAGGGAAAAGUGUGAUAUUUUUUCCUAAUCAGACCCCUCUCUCUGUAAAGAUGCUGUGCCAGGAGGCCUUCUCCCAGGUGUCUCUGAGGUGGCCGAUUCAUGAGAGACUGUCAAUGAGUUUUCUGUAAUUGUCCAAACUGGCUGUUGCACACGACCAUGAUUAUCCAUGUUAUGAAAUGAAUUUGUUAAAAGUAAAGAUGAAAGUCAAAUCUUAUCACUUCCUGGCUUGUUUUUAAACCAGCUUUGCUAGAAACUAUAUUUCUAAAUGUAGUUGGCUCCGGUGGUUCUGCAUUGUUCCAAUUCUGUAUCGGUAAUACGCAACCGUGAACCACUGGACUCCACAUUUAGGAACACAGUGCUGGUAUCUUGAACUCUCCGACCAUGGGAAUACUUAAACCACAGAAAUUGACAAAUGUUAUAAACUAGGAUAUUUAUUUUCUGGAACGCCAAUUGUGAAGCAUUUACCAGCCAGAGCAUGGCUCCAGGCCAAUCCAGAUAUUUUUUUUCUCUAGAAAAUAAUAAAUUAUUGGAAGGAGGAUAAUAUUAGGAUGGUUUUUAAAGGAAAGCAGUCUUUUAUCAGAUUAUUAUAAUUUUAUUUUAGAUUUUGUUAUCCUUAAGGAAUACUGCUAGUCUAUCCAGGAUAAUUCAGUUACUAAAAAUAAAACAAUUGUUUGCUUUAUUAAUUAAAUUAAUCAUCUACUGCAAGUAGUCCUUAGAAUUCUAGCCUUAUUGUAAACAAUAUGUCAGCACUAAAUUCAGGGAAAUGUUAAUGUAAUCAUAAUAUCCCAAAUUAUACUUCAUCUCAAUUUAUAAGUUUAUGAUUAUAGCAUUGUUGAAAGGAAAAGCAGAAUUAUGUCACUAUACCCAAUGAUUACUAAAUUGAGUACAGUUGAAACCUAUCCUGUUUAAUUAAAUAAACUCUGUCAAUAAAACAAUAUAGAUAUACAUAUUUGAUUCUGAUGGAUGUGACACAACAUUUUAGUCCAAUCUGUGGGACACAUUUUGUAAUCUCUUAAGAAAUAAAUAAAUUUUUAAAACACAUUUGAGGAAUAUGUCUGAGAGACACUCUGAUCAGCAGCUGUGGAGAGCAGCAGCACAAAAUGAUUCUAAUAUUUAGACUUGUAUAAAAUACACAGUGCUUGUGACUGAAAAUAAUAAUUAAUUUUUAAGAACUAGCAUGACUUAUUGACAGUUUUAACAUAAAUUCAUAUUUAUCCAGCCUACCUCCAAUCUCUAUAAGCUAUGAUUCCAUAUUUAUCAUAUUAGCUUUUAAAGUAAAAAAGGAGGGGUUUAUGUUUAUCUUUUCUUUCUCUGACAGCUUGAAAUUAGAAGUUUCCACACAAAGAUGCUAAUUAUAGCAAAUAUCAAGUUCAAAAAUACAAUGCUAAUAACCAGUGUUUUUUGAUAAAAUAUAGUAUGCCAGUUAAUAUGGAGAUAAGGAACAGAAAUUUGCAUUCUUUUUUCUGAGCAAUGGGCAUGUUAGUUUCUCUUUUAAUUUUAUUUCUAAGACUACAAAAUACAAUUAUGCUUCUAAUUUAAGAGGACCAUAUAAUACUUAACUAGAGAAAGGGAUGCAUAUAAGGAAAUGCUAAUCUCCAAACUGGUGAAUGCAACUGAUUUUCCCACACUUGGAUCUACACUCGGGCAUGCAUAUUUAAGGAAGUAGAAACUCAGUUUAGUUCAAGAGAAUGUGGACAUUAGUGUAGAUACAACUUGCAUAAAUGAUUCUCUCUGUAAGCCAUGUGCCAUAGAUGCAUAUUAUCACUCUGCAUUGCCGUAAAAGCAAUAUUUAAAGAAAGAGGUAUAUACCAGUCUGUGAUGGAAGAAUACAUUUUUUUCAAUAGUAUUUCUACAAUUAUUUAAAAUUAUUCCUAGAUAACAAAGGGCACAGUGUAACAUUCUGUCUUUUAUACUGAUCUACUGUGUUCAUCAGCAAGUUUUAGAGACUAGAAUUUGGCCAAUAUUUCUAUAAUAUCUGUGUAAUUUUUAAGAUGAUCAUGUCAUGGUCAACAGCAGAACCUAUCUUGUGUUGGAAUGCCUUCACAUUUUUCAAAGGGCAGACUUCAUUUAUUUGCAGGUGCCCCACUCUUUGUGCACCCUGUGUGAACACUUUAUCUUUUAAUUUAAUGAAUUUUCAGAUUCUUGUCGUAUUCAUUUGAAAGGUUGGCACUUGCUUUCUUUUUAUGUUAAAUAUAUAUUCUAGAUAAACCAAUAAUGUGUUUGUAUUUUCAUAUGUCGUGGAAAUGAGUCAUGAAUAGGUCAUUUUAUAUUAGCAUUUGAAGAAAUAUCGCAUUCAUUUUAUUUUGUGUAAAUCAUAUUCAUCGUGCACUGUAUGUAUAUUUUGUUGAAAUAAAUAUGAUUUUAUUUUUA